CACAUAUAGUUGAAACUCCGGUAAAGUAACACCUCUGGCGGUUUCACAAGAUGUGGUCGUUUAAACUAGUGGUUUUCACAAUAUUUUUGGUUUCUACCACUGCGAGACCCAGUAAUGGAACACCUCCGGGAAAUAAAAACCAGCAACCUUCUGAUUUAAUUACUACUCCUGUAACACCUGCAAAGAAUACUUCGACCACUGAAAGAGAUAUGCAAAAAACACCUCCGGGAAAUAAAAACCAGCAACCUUCUGAUUUAAUUACUACUCCUGUAACACCUGCAAAGAAUACUUCGACCACUGAAAGAGAUAUGCAAAAAACACCUCCGGGAAAUGAAAACCAGCAACCUUCUGAUUUAAUUACUACUCCUGUAACACCUGCAAAGAAUACUUCGACCACUGAAAGAGAUAUGCAAAAAACACCUCCGGGAAAUGAAAACCAGCAACCUUCUGAUUUAAUUACUACUCCUGUAACACCUGCAAAGAAUACUUCGACCACUGAAAGAGAUAUGCAAAAAACACCUCCGGGAAAUGAAAACCAGCAACCUUCUGAUUUAAUUACUACUCCUGUAACACCUGCAAAGAAUACUCCGACCACUGAAAGAGAGAUACAAAAAACACCUCCGGGAAAUAAAAACCAGCAACCUUCUGAUUUAAUUACUACUCCUGUAACACCUGCAAAGAAUAUUCCGACCACUGAAGGAGAGAUACAUAAAAAGCCAAAAACACCUGCGGGAACUGAAAAACCAGAAAACCAGCCACCUCCUGAUCCAACUACUCCUGAAACAACUACAAAGAAUAUUCCGACCACUGAAGGAGAGAUACAUAAAAAGCCAACAACACCUUCGGGAAAUGAACAAAACGGAACUGGAACAACUGCACAGGCUGAAGGUGGUGAUGCAGCUGAAAUAAAGGCGGAGAAGGGCAUGAGUUCGGGGGCCAUUGCAGGCACAUCUAUCGGCGUAAUAUCGGGGUGUGGGGUCUUAGCUUGGCUCGGAACAAUCGUGUACAAGCGCUUCUUUUAAUUCAAUUAUAGUUCAAAUAGAUUAGUAUCGUCCUAACAUUGUAUGUAAAUUUUAAAGCAAUAAGUUUAGGCUGGAACUUUUAAACUUUAUAGUCCUGUAAAUAAUUUCUUUUUUUUAGCUGCAACUAUUCAUAUUGUUUAGGAGAAAAUCAUUGUAUUUGUAUAACCUUGUAAAGCAUACAUAAUAAGCAAUUAAAAUAGGUUUAUGUGAGUAUUAUGUAUUGAACAUAGACUUUGAUCGCAUUCUUAUUGUAUAUUUAAAAUUACCUAACAAUUUAUUCAAAAUGUUCAGCUACAGUUUAUAGUUUAUAGUAUUCAAGAUAGUCAAGACUAAUUUUUGCUUGAAGUUAAGUAUUGCCCAAUGUGUUUUUUAAACAAAUGACUGAGAGAAUAAAUGAUUUUUUAAAUA
Colias croceus (clouded yellow) is the source of this 1430-nucleotide messenger RNA. Its product is annotated as proteoglycan 4-like. Lineage: Eukaryota; Metazoa; Arthropoda; Insecta; Lepidoptera; Pieridae. The record is from RefSeq and is a predicted model, not a curated record. The transcript has 19 exons. The coding region runs from base 51 to 1022 and encodes 323 amino acids.